AUGUCUCAAAAUGUAGUUGGAGAUAUAAAUGGUUCUGAAGAAUCUUAUUACCUUUUAUUUCAACCGUUGUUAACUCUUCUUAAUCCUAAUUUUUCAUCAUUACAAUUUCAUGAUACUUCUAUUAUAUCAUAUUUAUCAGAGUUAAUAGAAUCUUCUAUUUCUGAAUUAUCAGAAAAACAAAAUGAAUUAAAUAUUAAAGAUAGAAAGGCUACAUAUGACCUGGUUGAAAUUAUGCAAAAGGAAUAUGAUCAUUUUAUCACAGUACUAAAUUAUAAAAAUUCUUUUUCUAGAUCUUUUAAUAUUCUUGAUGAAUCUGUUAAUAAAAUUCAAACAACAAUUACAUCUAUUAAUGAAAAAGUCUUAAAUUUUGAGUCUUUAAAAGAUGGGUUUAACGAAAUCCUUACUGAGUUUCGUUUAUUACAUCAAUAUCAAGAAUAUAUUUUAAAUUUAUUUGAAAUUCCAUCUUUAAUAGAGACUUGCAUAAAAAACAAUAACUAUUCAGAGGCAAUAAAUCUUAUAUCUUAUGGAAAAAAAUUGGGGGAUGAAUAUUUUCAAAUAGAUAUAAUUCAAGAUUUAGUAAAACAAGUUAAUUAUAUGUCUGAAUAUUUACAAAGACAAUUAUUAUUACUUCUUAAGGGAACAAUAAAAUUGACAGAAGCUAUCAAAGUUAUUGGUUAUCUUCGUAGAACAAAUGAAUUUUUAGAAAUUGAAUUAUGUUAUAUAUUUUUAUUAUCUCGUUGGAAUUAUAUGGAUGGACUUAUUUCUAAUUUGAAUUCGUCUAAUAAGGAUAAUCCUGAAAAAUAUCUUAAAGAAUAUAUAGGGAUAUUCAGAGAACAUAGUUUUAAUAUAUUUUCAUAUUAUACAUUGAUAUUUUUAAAAGAGGAAUCUGUAUUUUAUGUAUUUUCAGAAAAUUCAGAAAAUAGUAUUUCAACGAAAAAUAAUGAUAAUUUGAAUGAAAAAAUAUCAAGAAGAAGGAUGCUUUCAAAUUUUGCAUUACAUAUGGUAUCUGAGUUAAAAAAUACAUUGGCUAAAUAUAUUCCAUAUAUUUCUGACAAUGAAGUAAAAGCAUUAAUACUUAAUCGUAUUUUACAUUGUGGACAAAGUUUAGGAAGGAUCGGUGUCGAUUUUAGUUUGGCAUUAGUUGAUAUUUUUGGUGAUGAAUGGACUGAUCUUAUUAAAAAUCAUGAAAAUAUGAUGAGAAACUUAGAGACGAGUAUAGAAAUAUAA
Messenger RNA from Pneumocystis murina B123, 1227 nucleotides. RefSeq lists its product as hypothetical. Lineage: Eukaryota; Fungi; Ascomycota; Pneumocystomycetes; Pneumocystales; Pneumocystaceae. Bases 1 to 1227 code for a protein of 408 amino acids. The transcript has 2 exons. The record is from RefSeq and is a predicted model, not a curated record. Gene Ontology annotation, biological process: intra-Golgi vesicle-mediated transport. Gene Ontology annotation, cellular component: COG complex.